CUUGAAGAGAAUGGGACAUGCGAUUAUGUCUAACUGUAGAAGCCAUGAAGAUUUUACGCCUAUUCACUUGGAUUUUUUUUUGCUCCAUAUGUUUUUAGGUUCAACUAGUUCGUAUACAAUUGAGAGUACCGGAAUAUGGUUGGACCACGCAGAAAGUCUUUCACUUUCUCAAUUUUUGGUGAACGGGGUUCGAUGUUUUGUAUUUAUAUUCCGCCGGGACGUGCAGAAGUUGAAGCCAGAGAUUGUCCAACAUAUCAUACUUGAUAUGCCAAGUCUUGCUUUCUUCACAACGUAUGCACUCUUGGUCCUAUUCUGGGCAGAGAUAUACUACCAGGCACGUGCUGUGUCUACUGACAGACUGAGGCCAAGCUUCUAUGUAAUCAAUGCUGUAGUAUAUGCCGUUCAGAUCGCUUUGUGGCUGAUAUUAUGGUGGAAGCCCGUCAAUUUAUUGGUUGUCCUGUCGAAGAUGUUCUUUGCAGGGGUCUCUUUGUUUGCUGCUCUUGGGUUUCUUCUCUAUGGUGGAAGGUAUCUGUUAAUUUCAGUUUGCAAUUGUGAUGUAAUUAAGUUUCCAUAUUUUAUUCCAAUUACAGAGUUAAUCCUUAAUUUAGGAACUGUGAAUUGUAAGAAGGAAACAUUGUAUGACAGCCCAUGUUGGUUUCUCAAAUCGUUUCUGCCUUUGGACUCAUGA
Molecule: messenger RNA, 688 nt
Organism: Neltuma alba
Lineage: Eukaryota; Viridiplantae; Streptophyta; Magnoliopsida; Fabales; Fabaceae
Product: tobamovirus multiplication protein 3-like
Exons: 6
Coding region: 11-688 (225 amino acids)
Source: RefSeq, a predicted model, not a curated record